AUGUCUCUUGGUCCUGUGCCUUCCAAGCUGACUCUCUUGUCAUCUCUGCCAUCUUGUGGGUUUGGCGACAAGGUUCGUUUCCUAGGAUGCGUGGCCUCAUACUCGAUUGCAUCCGGGACAUUGAUUCUACAAUACAGCUAUCCCAAGUGCCCUGAAGUCAAGGCAUCGGUGGACGUUCGUCUGGUCCUGGAGAAGCUCACCAGCGAGCAGACAUCAGUCGGCCAGUGGGUGAAUGUGAUUGGUUACAUUGCUUCAGCACCGCCGGACUCCUCAAAAAAGCAUUCCAAACGCAAGAGGGAAGUCCCCACUGUCCAAGUGCAGGCCCUUAUGCUAUGGUCUGCCGGGCCUUUGGACGUCGGACGGUAUGAAACCUGCCUGGGCGACAUGGCAACGGCAAGCGAACCUCAGGCGAAGCGUCAGAAGCCAAGGUCGGCUUAA
Messenger RNA from Cryphonectria parasitica EP155, 438 nucleotides. RefSeq lists its product as uncharacterized. Gene Ontology annotation, biological process: telomere capping. The transcript has 2 exons. Gene Ontology annotation, molecular function: single-stranded telomeric DNA binding. Gene Ontology annotation, cellular component: CST complex. Bases 1 to 438 code for a protein of 145 amino acids. NCBI's taxonomy places the organism in Eukaryota, Fungi, Ascomycota, Sordariomycetes, Diaporthales, Cryphonectriaceae. The record is from RefSeq and is a predicted model, not a curated record.